AUGCAACAACUUGACUUAGAGUACAUGAUUUUUUUUAAAACAUCUACCACGAGGCGCAUUUAUGUGUUCUUAAAAUUAGCAUCUUCAUCUCAAAGAUCCGCAGUAGGGUAUACCACAAAAUAUAAGAGAUACGUUGCGUCCUUAGGGUUUAGUAUGGUCCAUGUAUACUGGCCUAAAGUUCUACUCGGAAAUUCGGAGAUAGAUGUAGAACUAUGUGUAAUUGCAUACCAGAAAGAGGGAGCAGACCUUGUUGUUUUAUCCUUGGUAACGGAGGAACAGUACAAGAGGGAAGUGAAUGAACCGUUUGUGAAAAUAGGAAUAAUAGAUCGGCAUGGUGAGUUUCAGUUUGAAUUGCAUAUGAAGAAUGGUGCAAAGGUUAAGGUAAUAGAGUUUGUUCCUCCAAAGUUAACGCUAAUGCAGUUUUUUUCAUUAGAACCUAUUUCAUUGACUCUCCCUGAGAAGCUGCAGGUCGAUUCCUUUGAAGAUCAUUUAGAGUCGCCUUCCAAUUAUUUGAAGCUUAUGAACUAUUCUAAAUUGAAGGCGGAUAAUCAAUUGAGGGCAUCAUUGGACAUUAUAAAUAUGUACUACAAGCAUUUAGAAACGUUCAACUGUCUGUAUCCGGAAUAUGCUGAGCGUAAGCUGGAUUUUACUAAAGUAUGGACCAAUGCAAAGAAAUGGGCGAGGUUGACGUUUGGUUAUAGGAUAUUCUGUCAUCUGUUACUUUAUUCUGUGGUUGUGAUCCGGUUGUCUGCUGGAGGGUUGUCUGCUUUGUUAAAUUGGGAUAAGCUUCCCUUAAUUUCAAUAUCUGCUACCAUGCAACAAAUUGACUUGAGAGCUCAGCAAAUUUGCUACAUACCUGUUCAGUACAUGCGUAUUAAUGGGGGUGUCUCUUUGCAGACUGCAGAUCCUCGUUUGACACAAACAGAAAAGCGUAAUGUCAUCAGUUCUGGAAAACCGAACGAUCGGCGAAAGAGUUUUUCUUUCCAGAGUUUACCAUGCGAGUAUUAUCCUGAUUAUAUCAGAUUGUAUAACACAUUGUGGCUUAUUGCCAACGAUGUGUCAUUAGGUGUUACACUUGGAGCUUUGCUACUUGAGAAAAGGAUCCCACUUUCGCAAGCUUUGCAUUUUGGGUUACAUGUUGCUUUAUUCGAAUAUCCUAUUAGAAUUACAAAAUUUUUAGUUGAGAACCCAUUUGGAAUUAAACUUAAUGCAGAAUUAUCCAAAUUCUUGAGUGAACUCUUUAUAUGGAUAAUGCAAUUUGCGUAUACACUGUUUAUUGCUCCACUCAGCCUCACAUCAACAUUGGAUAAAUUCAUUUUAUUUGUUGCUCAUAUAUCUACUUUAUUUGGUGCAACACUAGCUUUGGCAAUAUUCGUUGACUGUAUUUCACUUUUAUCUUUGCAUAUUUCACUGUUUUACUUGAUCAGUGCCAGGUUGUACCGUUGGCAGAUCACUGUAAUGGCGGCUCUGUUUUAUUUGUUUUGGGGAAAAAAGAUUAAUGUGCUAAGGAACAGAAUCGAUAAUCAUACGUUUAAUUUGGACCAAAUGCUAAUGGGUACUCUAAUAUUUAUCGUUUUAAUCUUUCUCUUUCCCACUGUACUUGCAUUCUAUCUUACUUACACAAUUAUGAAGCUCUUAUUCGUUGCAAUAAGCACAGUAUUAAAAUCUCUGAUGGCUUUAUUAAACCAUUUCCCACUAUUUGCACUCCUAUUAAGGCUGAAAGAUCCCAGGCGAUUACCGGGAGGAAUAUCCAUAAAAUUAAAAGGGUUUAAUUAUGUGUUAGAAAAUAAUCCUUUAAAAGUUUCUAUGAUGUUUCAGCCUUACGCUGAUUCAAUGUCCAUUGUCGCACAGAAAUUUAUGUCCCUUAAAACCAUACAUGAUGUAAUUUUGGGUCAGCCAAUUAUGGUUCAUCAAGUUAGCUUAUACCAUGUCUUAUACUCAUCACUACCAUUGAAACCAGUUGACACUAACCUCAUAUGGAAAGAAUUAGAACAAUUGAUGACUUGA
Molecule: messenger RNA, 2007 nt
Organism: Eremothecium cymbalariae DBVPG#7215
Lineage: Eukaryota; Fungi; Ascomycota; Saccharomycetes; Saccharomycetales; Saccharomycetaceae
Gene: GPI1
Product: phosphatidylinositol N-acetylglucosaminyltransferase
Exons: 1
Coding region: 1-2007 (668 amino acids)
Biological process (GO): GPI anchor biosynthetic process
Cellular component (GO): membrane; endoplasmic reticulum
Source: RefSeq, a predicted model, not a curated record